CUGGCAGGUCGAGCAAGCAAAGGAGGGACGACGACAAGAAGAAGCUGAAGCAAGAAAGGAAAAUGGCUGAUAGGUUUUCGCGUUUCAACGAAGAUCGUGAUUUCCAGGGAAAUCACUUUGAUCAGUACGAGGAUGGGCAGCUUGAGAUCGAGCAGGCGUCAUUGGACAAGCCCAUUGAAUCGGAUAAUAUUGGACAUCGCUUGCUCCAGAAACAUGGCUGGAAGUUGGGCCAGGGACUGGGAAAAACUAUGCAAGGGAGGACCGAUCCCAUCCCUAUUAUCCUCAAGUACGAUGUCAUGGGAGUGGGGCGUAUGGAGAUGGAGAUGGAUUAUGCAGAGGACUGUACAGAGAAGAGACGAGUGCUGGAAGUGGAAAAGGAGGACACAGAGGAGCUUAGACAAAAAUACAAGGACUUUGCGGAGAAAGAAAAAGCCAUCGCCAAAGCUCUAGAAGACAUGAGAGCAAACUUCUACUGCGAGCUCUGUGACAAGCAAUACCAAAAACACCAAGAGUUUGACAACCACAUCAAUUCCUAUGACCACGCUCACAAACAGCGUCUAAAGGAGCUGAAACAGCGUGAAUUUGCCAGGAAUGUUUCAUCUCGGUCACGCCGAGAUGAGAAGAAACAGGAAAAAGCACUGAGACGGCUGCAUGAGCUGGCGGAGCAGAGGAAGCAGACCGACAGCAGCACGCCUGGCAGUGGUCCGAUGUUCAGAGCCCUGACAGUAGCAGCGGAUGAGGAGAACAGUGAGGAUGGAAGCUCCUACACGGAUGGAGUUACCUGCCUUCUUGGGGAGAAAAUUCUUGCUGAAGAUGGCCCCACUCCCAACUGCAGUCCGCCCUCCAGUGAGGCUUCAUCCAAACCUGCCAAUGCUAUAGCUGCUAGCACGCAGCUCUCCUUGAAUGCCAGCCUGUUGCCCAAGGUGGGGGUCUCUUUCUCCUUUGCUAAAAAGGCUCCCAUUAAACUGGAGACAGCAGCUUCUGUUUUCAAAGAUUUGGGGGAGGAGGUGUCUGUAGAAGAAGGCCAGAAGGAUGAGGGCAAGGCGGCCAGCGACCCCAUUCCAGUCGUGAGCACCUCCGACUCAGAGAGCCCCAGUGCAUCCCAGCUGAAGCCCGUUGGAAGUGAGGAUGAGCAGCAAGACGCCGAAGGAGGAACCCUUGCUUCCACGCUAACAAAACUGAAGAUGAUGAUGAAGAAAGAAGAAGGCUACAGUCAGCAGGAGCCACAGUACUACCACUACAUGCCUCCGGCUCACUGCAAGGUCAAGCCCAACUUUCAGUUCAUGCUUUUCAUGAAAGCCUCGGACCAGAGUAGCUGUCCUCUGCUUGACGAAACCAGCAAGCUCCCCAAAGAGAUGGACGAAGCAGGCGAUGGAGGGCAGAAGACGGUAUCCCCCAAACAGCCAGACGUUCAAGUCGAAGAAACAUGCAAGGAGAGCAGUGACGCAGAGAAGCCGCAGCAACCACCAGCACAGUCCAAGGCCAACAACGGCAAGAGCAAAGAGGUGGGCAGCUCCUCAAAAGCACAGGCCUCUCAGGCCUCUCAGGCCGCUCAGGCCUCUCAGGCCGCUCAGGCCUCUCAGGCCUCUGACAAGCAGCCGGCCACCAAAAGCGAGCAGGCCGAUGGUCCACGACGUUCCCUGGGGCCCUUCUUCCCGGUACUGAGUAAAGACGAGAGCACCACCCUGCAGUGGCCUUCUGAGCUCCUUGAAUUCACCAGCGCCCAGCCCUCUCUGUCGUACAGCUGUAACCCUCUUUACUUUGACUUUAAGCUUUCGAGAAACAAAGAUGGCAGAGCAAAGCAAAAUGCCGAGAAGGCUGCUGCCACCACCGAACAGCCUGCUGCCCUGAACGCUGACAAGGAGGGCCAAGGACCCAGUGAGCCCAGUCCAGUGACAAAGAAAGACAAGGCGACCAAGGCCCACAAGGCCAAAAAAAAAAAAAAGCACAAAAAGUCGUCCAAACGGCUCAGCCGGAAAGAGCGCAAUGGCGAAAAGGAGAAAGGCGCGGUAGCGGGGACAUCGGAAACCGCAGCCAGCGAAAAGUCCAAAAAGAAGAAGAAACGCAAGCGGAAGAAAAGCAAGAGCAGAGCGUCUGAGGAGCGGGAAAACAGCAGCCAGGCAGGUGGGGCGGCAGAGACGGCCGAGGUAAGUGAAGGGGCCAAAAGGAAGCGCCCCCUUCAGGAGGAGUCCCAGAAGGCCACAGGCGGAGAGCAGUCGGCCUCACCCGACCGGCACAGCAGUGCAAAGCGGCACCGGACAGACGGGGCCGAGGCUACGACAUCCUCUGCUCUGAGGAAGCCCUCGUCCAGCCCUGCCCGGCGCAGCCGAAGCCGUCGGCCCAGCAGUGAGGAAGACGAAAGUGAGGAUGGCCAGCACCAGCGUCGAAAAGCAUCAUCCCGGCCAGCCCACCGCCGACGGCAUCACAGUGGGGCCUACGACUCGGAGCGCUCGCGGAGCCGGUCUUCGCGCAGAGGUGGUCGCCGCCACGGCCGACGGGCCUCGUCCCACAGCCGUUCCUACUCCAGCAGCUCCGAACACUCGUCCGACAGGAGCAGUCCCUACAGCAGCCACAGGGGGCGCAGUUAUUCGGACAGCUACAGCGACUACAGUGAACGGUCGCGCCAGCGCCGCUGGUCCAAGCACUCUCCCACCUCCGACUCCGACUACGAACGCUCCCAUCGUGGAGGGCGCCGCUCCCGCAGGCGCAGGUACUCGUCGUCGGAGGAAUCCAGCCGGUCGAGAAGCAAUAGUCGGCGGAGCAGCCGCCGCAGGCGCAGCAGCCACCAACGCAGCUCGUGCAGCAGCAGCCGCAGCCCCAGCUGGAAGCGCAGCCGCAGCAGCUACAGCCGUAGCUCGGGGAGCCGCUCCCGCCGCUCGUCCAGCUCCACCAAAGGGUCUUCCCGAGGGGGCCACCACCACCGAGACAGCUCAGCCGAUCGCCCAGAAGGUCGCAGAAGGGACUUCAACCGCUCCAAAAUUUACCGAUCACAGUCCCCUCAGAGUUCGUCCCGCACCCAGGCAUCUAAGAAGGAGAGCAGCGGCACCGUGAGUAGCGGAGCUACAGACGCCGCCGAGCCCAGCAGUCUGGAGGAGAGGAACUCGCUCACGGCACGGCUGCUUCUCGAGAAGGUGCAGUCUCGCAAGGGGCCAGAUGAGGGCGCCACCACCUCUACAAAGGCGGGCAUCAAGCUGAAGAACCCACCACAGGGCUACUUUGGACCCAAACUGCCUCCCUCGCUGGGGAACAAAGCCGUCUUGCCACUCUUUGGAAAGCUCCCAGUCGUGAAGAAGCCUGUGCUGCGACGGCCGGAGGAGACCGGCCCGGAAAAGGCAGAGGAGGUGGAGGCUCCCGAAGCGGCACCCAUCGAGACGGUCAUCGUGGAGCCCAUCCGUGAAUUUCCACCGCCACCCCCUCCUCUGCCGCCUCCACAACUGGAAGAAAACGGACAGGCACCUGAGGAGGAAGUGCCGGUUGAAGAGCCACCGGCCGCCGCCGCCCCCGAGGCUCCUGCCUGCCUCUUCCAGCCCGAGCCCGCCCUGCUCAUGCCACCCUUCUCGUGUGAGGCUGCAGAAGUCCCUGACAAGCCCCUGCCACCAGAGCUCCAGGCCUUCCCUGGCUACGUGGACGCAGAGGAGCCCGAAGCCGAAGACGAGUCGUCCCUGGCACCGCUGGAGAGCCAGCCUAUCACCUUCACGCCCGAGGAAAUGGAAAAGUACAGCAAGCUGCAGCAGGCGGCCCAGCAGCACAUUCAGCAGCAGCUGCUCGCCAAGCAAGUCAAGAGCUUCCCCGCUGCUGCUGCUGCCGCGCUGCCGCCGCUGCCAAUCUGGCCCAAGCACCUGCCCUCCAGCCCCUGCAUAUCCAACAGCCCCCUGCGGCGGCAAGUGCCACCUCGAUCACUACCGUGCAGCAUGCCAUCUUGCAGCAUCACGCGGCCGCAGCCGCCGCCAUUGGCAUCCACCCACACCCUCACCAUCCUCACCCCCAGCAGCUGGCGCAAGUACACCACAUCCCUCAGCACCACCUCACACCGAUAUCCCUGUCACCCCUCGGCCAUUCACUUAUCCCUGCCCACCCGGCGGCGUUCCUGUCCAGCCAUCCCAUUCAUAUCAUCCCCGCCUCCGCUUUCCACCAUACCCCUUUGGCACUGCACCAUGUGCCACACGCGGCCCUCUACCCCACCCUCUUCACUCCCCGGCCCACGGCAGCGGCUGCAGCAGCUGCCCUCCAUCUGCACCCCCUCCUGCACCCGAUCUUCUCGGGCCAAGACCUGCAGCACCCCCCAAACCACGGCUCCUGAGGCGAGGCAAGGCGGGAGUUGCGUGCAAGAAGAGCCCCAUGGGACUGAGAGUACCUGCUGCGAUGCGGGUGAGAGAGAGAGAGAGAGAGAGAGAGAGGGCGGGCGAGCAGGCCUGCAGGCGUGCCACCACUUUGGCCUUGGGUGUUGUCAUUUUUAACAUUUUUAGGUGUGUAUGUAUAUACACUUGUACAUAUACACGUGUAUAUAUGCAUAAUUUUUUUUGUUGUUGAUGGCCAAAGUGUGGCCUUGGGGCUGUCGGGCAGUUAGGACGUGGGCUCGCUGACCGAUGGAGGGACGGAACUGACCGACCAUGCGAGAAUGGAGCUCGGGUUUCCAGCAUAGCUACCAAAUAUUGGGAAAGCCGAGUGACUCCUGCUGUACAAAGUGUAAAGGCGCUGAGGCGCACGCGUGUGUGAAUUUUCUUUCUUCAAUUGAACAGAAUAACAAAGCAGAGCUUAGAAGCAUCCGGAGACGCAGCCUUCACUGUGGCGUCCUCUCCCUGCAGAGCCGUUGAGCGGCCCACUGCACGGGGCUUCUGAAACGUUCAGGCGGGGCGGGGCAAGGCGCGGCCCACCUGGAACUGGCCAGUCUGGCUAGGUAGGUGAAGUCAAACCUUCAAGGUCGGACUUGUGCUUUAUGUCCUUUUAACUCCCCCCACUAAUAAAAGCAGACCCUCGCUAGGAGCUCAGGUGUGGUGAUUGGGAAGCAGCCUGGUGCUCGAGUUUAGCGCCUUUAGAGCUUGCCAGAGGUCAGCCAUUGACGGUGCCCUCUAGCUGCUGAUGAUGAUGGGUUUUUUGUUCCUCUCUCUAACACUUGAUGAACCCAUUUUGUAAAAAUCAUCAUCUGCUUUGAAGGGGCUGCUCCUGGCCUGCCAUGUCACACGCAUGGUCACCGUGCUCAUCUUCAAAAGAAAGGCAGCAAGUGCGACACAAGCGAGUCUCAACUUCGUGUGCCCAGCUUGCUCUUCUGUUGUUCCCCUGAAGCUCCAUACUGCCUGUUCUGGGGGCUACGGGCCGGGACUCUGCAACUCACCUCGUUUUUAUUUAUUUUUGUUUGAUUUUUGGGGGGCUGCAGUCGCCAAAGCAAUGGAGCUCUGCAGUGCGAGGACUGGAGGAUGGAACUUGCACGUUUUUAUUUCACUUUCACACAGAUGGUAUAUUACUGUAAAAUAGAAAUCCUUUAUAAUAAAAUGAUUUACAAAAAAAAAA
Messenger RNA from Polypterus senegalus (gray bichir), 5508 nucleotides. RefSeq names its product G patch domain containing 8 (gene gpatch8). Gene Ontology annotation, cellular component: nucleus. Lineage: Eukaryota; Metazoa; Chordata; Cladistia; Polypteriformes; Polypteridae. Gene Ontology annotation, molecular function: nucleic acid binding. The record is from RefSeq and is a predicted model, not a curated record.